Molecule: messenger RNA, 2391 nt
Organism: Sycon ciliatum
Lineage: Eukaryota; Metazoa; Porifera; Calcarea; Leucosolenida; Sycettidae
Product: STAM-binding protein-like
Exons: 1
Coding region: 308-1714 (468 amino acids)
Biological process (GO): protein K63-linked deubiquitination
Cellular component (GO): endosome; membrane
Molecular function (GO): K63-linked deubiquitinase activity; metal-dependent deubiquitinase activity; protein binding
Source: RefSeq, a predicted model, not a curated record
UAGGCGUUUCUAGAGAUCGAAGCGCAGCAAAGGAGUCGAGCUUUUCGUUCAGCUCUUUUUUCUUGAUGAAGUUGAUCUAGACGUAGCAUCAUUUUCUUGGUAGGACUGUAGUAUCUUUUCUUGUUUUCAUGUUGUGAUCGAAUAUCAGUCUCGGGAAACAAUAUUGACUGGAGUUCCUCGAUAAUUUGGUACACUGUAGUGAAAAUCGAUGGUUGCUGAGAGAAAGCAUUGUAAUUACUUGAAACUGGACUUGGCAAGAUUGGAGACUGCAUGCUGAGCGGAACUGAUGGUUGAUAGGAUUUGAGUGAUGGAGGAUCCUGAGACGCGCAUCCGUGCGCUGACUGAGCACGCGAACGCCGUGGAAGUGGACGCGGCCGUCAGUCCCAAAUUAUAUUUUCGCUCUGGGGUGCAGAUGAUCACCACAGCUGGCAUUUAUUAUGACGAGGGCAACUGGACAGCAGCACUCAUUCUCUAUAUGAAGUAUAUCGUCCUGUUCGUGGAGAGGCUUCCCAAGCAUCCUCAGUAUAAAUCACCACCAGGCUUGGCUGAUCAUAAGAAGACCACCAAAUCUAAUCUCACGACAGUGGCCUUUCCGCGUGCCGAGGAGCUGAAAUCCAAGCUGAGGCAGAAGUACAGGAAUGAGUAUGCAUCUUGGAAAGCUGCUGAAGAUGCCCGACUGCAGCGUGAGGCAGAAGAACAGCAGCGACUCCAAGAGGAGGAGCAGCAGGCGGAGAUUGCACGCCAGCAGAGACUCGCCGCCAUUGAAGAAGAGAGACAGCUUGCAUUGCACAAGAAACAGUACGAGCUAGCUCAGCAGCAUGAACAGGAGCUGCAGCGGCAGCACCAACUGGAGGAGGAGAGGCAGCGGGGGCUGGAAAUGGAGCGUCAGGACAGCCUCCGACGUGUCGAGGCCGAGCGCGCCCGCCGGGAAGAGGAGCGGCAGCAAGCACUGGCUGCGGCAUCGCUUACCUUGGCCGAGUCCAAUCCACCGUCGUAUAGCUCGGUAGCACUAUCGCCCACUGCACCACCAAUAUCUAGUAUUCAAUCACAGGGUGAAACAACCAGCAAUUCUCUCACCUCGUCCACCGUGUCUAUGGGUAGCGCACGACCAACGAUAGACCGCAGCUUGAAACCAUUGAAGCCAGAAGUGGAGUCUGAUGAGGGCGAGCCGGCUGGCGUCGCGCCGAACGGGUACCGCUGGCUUCGAGUGCCGCUGGACAUUCCGCAGAAAUUCUUGCAGUGCGCGGCGGCCAACACCCAGCGCAACCUGGAGUUCUGCGGUAUACUGUGCGGCAGGCUUCAGAGGAAUGUCUUCUCCAUUACUCACGUGAUCAUACCGAAGCAGACAUCCACAGCCGACUCGUGCACCAUGCUGAACGAAGAAGACUUGUUCGACAUUCAGGACCAGAACUCGCUGAUCACGCUCGGCUGGAUUCACACUCACCCGACGCAGACUAGUUUCUUGUCUAGCGUAGAUCUACACACGCAGUUCUCAUAUCAAGUCAUGAUGGACGAAGCCGUGGCUAUCGUGUGUGCUCCGCGCUACAACCAAACUGGCUUGUAUUCGCUGACUACGCAGGGCAUGCGAGAUAUUCGCCAGUGCAAGGAGAAAGGUUUCCAUCCCCACUCGCAGCAGCCGCCGCUGUUCGAAGACUGUGCGCACACUCUUGUGCAGUCCGAUCUCCAGUCGACGUUCAUUGAUUUGCGUAGUUAGCGUGUGUUCUUAAAUUUUGCUGUACGUGUGAGCGUGCGUGUGUGUGUGUGUGUGUGCGCGUGUGUGUGUGUGUACGUGUGUGUGUGUGUGUGUGUGUGUGUGUGUGCACGCGUGUGUUACGGUGUGUUAACCUUUUUUUCUCAAACCUUCUUGUACAUUGCUGAUUGCAUUGCAUUGCAUGGCUGUCUGUAUUGCUAUUUAGUAGACCAAUCUGUUGCCUCUCUGUUUGUCUUGCUGUCGAUUUAUAGUCCGUUCUCUACGCACAUUGUAGCAAUAUUUUUUUCUGUUGAGAUUGCCCCACCGAAGCCCUAUUUUAACUAACGCCGAUUUUACUUUUACCCAAUUGCUUAUGCUGCUAUUGCUACUCGGCACUCUGCUGGGCACCCAUUGCACCUUGUUCUGUCCCGGUGCACCGUGGCUCAGCUAGUAUCGGGGGACAUGCUUUUACACUGUUGAUUGUUGAGAUGUUGUAUGAACUACGGUAUGUUUAUACAAUGUUACCUAGCUGUCAGAUAUCCUGUAUAGUAGAUCUACUGUUGUCAGGUGACAGAAACUGCUUGGAUUCAGUGUAGUCCAUUACUGCCAUGCUGGAGCUGGUCUCAGCCAAUUCUGUCAAGUCUAUCUUAUAUUUUUUGUGAGACUACUGAAGUGGGUAUUGUGGACAACUGGUAACUACA